GUUUGAUAUUGAUAGUAGUCUAUAUUGACGACUAAACCCAUCUAUCUCUGUCCCAUUCAUUCCAUCUCUCUUUCUCUCACAAAAUCACUGCUCAACUCCAUUUUUUCUGCUUUGGAUAUUUCUCGCUGAAGAGCCAUGUCGGAGAAGGGUCGCCCAUUGCCGAAGUUUGGUGAUUGGGAUGUUAAUGAUCCUACUUCAGCUGAGGGGUUUACUGUAAUAUUUAAUAAGGCCCGUGAUGAGAAAAAGACAGGUGGGAAACCAGAUUCUCCUUCGAAGGUGGAUACAAAUACAAAUUAUGGAGGAGCAGAACCUAUAAAACCUAAGGGUAAAAAAUGGUUUUGCUGCAUGCAGAGCCCAAGUGCAGAAUCUUGACCAUGUGUAUGUGUAGAAGAAAAAUGUAGAGCAUAUUUUAUGAAGAACGCGGGAGAAUGGGAUGUGCAGGUGCAUUCUAUUCCGUGUGUUGUAAAACUGCGUUCGUGUUCGUUUUCGUGUUCGUGUUCGUGUUGUGCCCAAUCAUUUCCCAAACUUCUUUAAACCCUAUACUGCUAUGUGUGUUCUUGUGGAUCAUCUUCCAUUAGAGGCUUGUUAGUUUUGCUAUUUUUGACGUGUAAAUUAUUUGCGAGUCUCGACGCUUAUUCAUUUGCCACCCA
This is a messenger RNA of Salvia hispanica, 650 nucleotides long. Its product is annotated as protein NOI4-like. Lineage: Eukaryota; Viridiplantae; Streptophyta; Magnoliopsida; Lamiales; Lamiaceae. The record is from RefSeq and is a predicted model, not a curated record.